Plasmodium coatneyi is the source of this 444-nucleotide messenger RNA. RefSeq lists its product as uncharacterized. The transcript is spliced from 2 exons. Lineage: Eukaryota; Apicomplexa; Aconoidasida; Haemosporida; Plasmodiidae. The coding region runs from base 1 to 444 and encodes 147 amino acids. The record is from RefSeq and is a predicted model, not a curated record.
AUGUUAAACGUAAACACAACCAUCUUUUCAGACAAUAACGUUCAAAAGUAUUACAACAAGAAAUGCACAGAAGACGUUUUUUUUUUUUUUUUAUGGCUAUCUGUCGUUUUUUUUAAUUCCUAUAUCAAUUUUGUCAUUAUGUAUUGGAAAAUCAUUGGCAUUACCUACACCUCCAUGGAAGAUAAAUUCAUCACCCUCAAUGGAAGCUUUAUUAACAGCAUGUCCAACAUAGCGGGCCGCUUAAUAUGGGGAUCCAUAUACGACAAGCUACAAGUUAACAUGACUGUAACCUUGCUAGGGGCUUGCAUAUGUUGUGCGUGUUUUCUCCUUCCAGCCAUUUCACACAUAUACAUUUUCAUGUUCACCCUGCGAUGCCUGAGCUCGGCCUUCGGCCUCAUUUCGCUCGUCGCCACAGUUGUGAUGUUCUUCCUUACGCAGUCGUAG